UAUUGCAUUUCCUCUGUUUUACUUUCUACCAGUCUUUAACAUGCCUGAGCCAGCGAAGUCCGCGCCCGCCCCGAAGAAGGGCUCCAAGAAGGCCGUGACAAAGGCGCAGAAGAAGGACGGCAAGAAGCGCAAGCGCAGCCGCAAGGAGAGCUACUCGGUGUACGUGUACAAGGUGCUGAAGCAAGUGCACCCCGACACGGGCAUCUCCUCCAAGGCCAUGGGCAUCAUGAACUCGUUCGUGAACGACAUCUUCGAGCGCAUCGCGGGCGAGGCGUCGCGCCUGGCGCAUUACAACAAGCGCUCGACCAUCACGUCCCGGGAGAUCCAGACGGCCGUGCGCCUGCUGCUGCCCGGGGAGCUGGCCAAGCACGCCGUGUCGGAGGGCACCAAGGCUGUCACCAAGUACACCAGCUCCAAGUGAGCACCCAGUCUUCAGUAUCCAAAAGGCUCUUUUAAGAGCCACCCAUACUAUCACUUUAAGUGGUUGUAAUACCUG
Apodemus sylvaticus (European woodmouse) is the source of this 496-nucleotide messenger RNA. RefSeq names its product histone H2B type 1-C/E/F/G/I. Lineage: Eukaryota; Metazoa; Chordata; Mammalia; Rodentia; Muridae. The record is from RefSeq and is a predicted model, not a curated record. The transcript has a single exon. Gene Ontology annotation, cellular component: nucleosome. Gene Ontology annotation, molecular function: protein heterodimerization activity; structural constituent of chromatin; DNA binding. The coding region runs from base 41 to 421 and encodes 126 amino acids.